Molecule: messenger RNA, 512 nt
Organism: Cuscuta epithymum
Lineage: Eukaryota; Viridiplantae; Streptophyta; Magnoliopsida; Solanales; Convolvulaceae
Source: the annotation of a GenBank genome assembly
GUCAACUAUCUAUCCUUCAAUCCAUACAAUGAGUGGGUAGUUGCAACGGCAUCUUCAGACACUACAGUUGGUCUGUUUGACAUGCGAAAGUUGAACGCUCCAUUGCACAUCUUAAGCAGUCAUACGGAUGAAGUGUUCCAGGUGGAAUGGGAUCCUAACCAUGAAACAGUGCUGGCAUCUUCUGCUGGUGACAGAAGGUUAACGGUUUGGGAUAUUAAUAGGGUAGGAGAUGAGCAGUUGGAAGGAGAAGCUGCGGAUGGUCCCUCUGAACUAAUCUUCUCUCAUGGGGGUCAUCAAGCUAAAAUAUCUGACUUCUCUUGGAAUAAAAAUGAGCCAUGGGUCAUCUCAAGUGUUGCAGAAGACAAUACUAUUCAAAUCUGGAAAUUGGCAGAUAGUAUUUACCGGGAUGAAGAAGACGAGUUGCUUACCAAUAGAUCUUGAAAGUCAUGGUUUUCUGUUCAGAUUUGUUUUUACCGGAAAGGACAUGAUAAUUCACGCAUUAUAUAAUUGAU